This is a messenger RNA of Asparagus officinalis (garden asparagus), 953 nucleotides long. RefSeq lists its product as uncharacterized. The record is from RefSeq and is a predicted model, not a curated record. NCBI's taxonomy places the organism in Eukaryota, Viridiplantae, Streptophyta, Magnoliopsida, Asparagales, Asparagaceae. The coding region runs from base 239 to 586 and encodes 115 amino acids. The transcript has 3 exons.
CUCUCUCCUCACGUUCACUCCCUCCUUUUCUUAUUCUUUCUCUCUCCUCCCCUCCUACUCCUUUUAAGGCCCUUCCCCAUUUGCCCACCCUCUCUCUUUCUCCUCAACAAGCAUCCUUCCUCCAUUUUUAAUUUCGUUAGAAAUUUGAGCAGAGUUUUGUAGCUGAAGAAGAACUAGAUAGAAAUUUUUUAGAGGGGGAGAGGGAGUUUUGAAGAAGAGAACUUUUCCUAGUGAUACUAUGGCUUCAAAUGUGUACGUGGAUGAAAAACUUGAGAUGAUGUGCGAGGGGCUAUUUGACAAUAUUGAGGAUUUGUUGGAUUUUUCAAGUGAUGAUGAAUUAUUGGGAAUUAAUAGUGGUGACAACAACAAGGAUGAUGAUAUUCAUAUUUCUCAAGCUACAACAUCUUUUCCUAAUUCAGGUGAAGGAAGCCGAGUUACAACCGCUUCCGAGGAAAACAAAGUUUGCGAAGAAAUCGAGGGUGUGGAUGAUUGGAUCACGAAUUUUCUAGACGACUCCAAUUUCAAACUAGAUUGUUUUCCCGCCGCCACCCGCAUCAUCGCCGAGAAGGACGCGGCCAUUGUUUGAAUCUUUCAGUCCGGUCUCGGUUGCGGACGAGCCGAACAAUGUCAGCGGCGACAAAGGCGGCGGCGGCUCGUCGUCGUCGUCGUCGUCCUCCUCUUCCUCCAGCUCCAGCACCAGAGCCAGCGAGAUGAUCGAAACUGUCUCGCUGGCCCCCGUUGGCCCCACCAUGAUGCUUGUCCCCGCCAGGGCCCGCAGCAAGCGCCCGCGCCGCGCAGCACCGGCCCACGUCACCGUCCCGAUAUUACCGCCAUCCACCGAUGGCCCGCCGCGCCAUCCCGACGCUACUCCCGGAAGCGGAGAGCUUCGGCGAGUCAUUUCCGCCCCCGUGAUGAAGAAAAAAGAAGAAGACGUCUCUGUCCGUCGGCAGCGC